Messenger RNA from Notodromas monacha, 621 nucleotides. The record is from the annotation of a GenBank genome assembly. Lineage: Eukaryota; Metazoa; Arthropoda; Ostracoda; Podocopida; Cyprididae.
AUGCAUGGACUAGUAGUUAUUCACCAUGCAGGAACCCAAGCAACAACGUGGGAAGCACGCGGCAGCGCAGAGGCAUCAACAAACUCUGAUGGAGACCCAAGCAGCCAGAGUCGGAAGGACACAGACGAGUUCCAGACGUGGAUCGAGUUGCUUUGGGGCAAACUAUCCGUUGAAGACGCUCUGCGACUUUCAAAUGCGCAAAGCGUGGACGAAUGGCUCGCAAUUUUUGACAAACAGGGAAUUUUUCUGGACGACGUGAUGCCGACCGGAAACUUUGGACCCGAGCCUGCUGGUCAAAACAUCAUGCAAGCCCCUCCUCCUCGCUAUCCUGGUUAUUCCAGUAAGCUUCUUUCAGAAAGACGUGGUCCAGCCGUCGGUGUCCCUCUGCAGCAAAUGCCGACGACCCAGCAUUUUGGCAGGCAUUCUGGAAUACAGUUCGCCAUGAACGCCGGGUGUGCUCCAGAAAAGGUCGCCGUUCCUAUCCAAGUUCCGGACGGAGCUCUGGAGUCUCGUCAUUAUCACAUAGUGCCGACUUGCACGAGAAUCGAGAGAUGCGGAGGUUGCUGCAAUCAUGAGUUGCUGUCAUGCCAAGCGACGGCUAAGGAAAUUAUGACGAUGAAU